AGUCCUAUUUCUGCUGGGCAUUUAUUGAUUUCAACCCUGAAGUUUCUUGCUUGACUUCAACAUUUCCCUCUCCCUAGGAUAUCUAUACUUUGUCUUCUUUCUUGUCUGUGGAACUGUGUUGCUUUGGAUUGAGUUAUGAAUUUCAGAUGUGCUGAGAUUUGAAAGUGCUUUUUGGACUCUUUAGUUUUGCUGGAGAUUAAUGAUUGGGAUAGCUGUUGUAGUUUGUGUUUAAAGAGAAUGAGAGGGCAUCCAUGUUUUCCAGAUGACUUUAAGUUAAACCCUUUAUGUUUCCCCUGGUAGCACUGUAUCAUUGGUAAUCACGGGCUAUAUAAAUCUACCUAUCUUUAUCUAUAGUAUUACACUGUAGAAGUGUAGUCUAUGUGCCAAGCCCUCCGUUUUUUCGGGAAAAGAAAAAUUCAGGAAAACAAUAAAAACCCACCUCACCUUCGCCUUAAUUUUCGUUCUCUCCCUUCCCCAUGCAUUGCAUCUCGUGUAUCACGCGGGGUGCCUCUUAUAUGGACGUAUGUGCGUGUGUAGACAUGCAUACAGUUAUUUGUUCCUUCCAUAAUUCCAUCACAUUCCAAAUGAUUCCUUGGUGGAAAAUGCAUCUUGCCUUGCACUCGAUUUGUUCAACUGAGCUGCUGGUCAUGAGAUUUUAUAAGUUUACUUCACCAAGGUGUUGACGUACCUUUGUAGCAAUGAUUGUUUCUGCUCUGUUGACAUCUGUUGGAAUAAAUUUUGGCCUUUGUGUUUUAUUCUUCACUCUGUAUUCCAUCCUGAGAAAACAACCAAGUAAUUAUGAUGUAUAUGUGCCACGCUUGUUGGCAAACGGGGAGUCUCAUCGUAGAAGUCACUUUAACUUAGAAAGGCUAAUACCUACUCCUGGGUGGGUCAGAAGGGCAUGGCGGCAUUCUGAAGAGGAAUUACUUGCAUCUUCCGGCUUGGACGCUGUUGUAUUUAUGCGCAUUAUCAUCUUCAGUUUGAGAGUAUUUUGUGUUGCUGGGAUUAUUGGGGUCUUUGUUCUUCUUCCAGUGAACUUCACAGGGGAUUCGCUUCAGGAUGUUGAUUUCGCCAAUCUGACAAAUGAUUCUCUGGAUGUAUUUAGCAUAUCAAACAUAGAGAAUGGUUCAAAAAGGUUAUGGAUUCACUUCUGCGCUGUAUAUAUUGUCAGUAUCUUUGUCUGUUAUCUUCUUUAUAAUGAAUACAGAUAUAUAUCGUCAAAGAGGGCGGAUUACUUCUUAUCGUCACAACCUCAGCCACAUCAGUUUUCCAUUUUGGUUCGCAGUAUCCCUGUCUCUGUUGGGACCAGUAUCAGUGACAGUGUUGAAAGAUUUUUCACAGAAUAUCAUCCUUCUACGUAUCUAUCACAUACUGUUAUUCGCCGCACAAGCAAAAUUCGAAAUCUCAUUAGCGACAUGCAGAAACUGUAUAAAAGGCUUAUCCUCUUACGGACUGAACCAACUAGACCGAAAUAUGAGCGUUAUGGCUUUUGUGGACUGUUCAGGCGCAGGGUUGAUCUUGUAGACCAAUAUGAAAAGAAGUUAGAAGAUUUAGAGGAUAAUUUGAGAUUGGAGCAAUCAGUGAUUUCACUGGCAGGGGAAGAAGUUAGAGCUGCCUUUGUGUCCUUCAAGUCUCGGUUUAGUGCUGCAACUGCUUUCCACAUGCAACAGUCGAACAACCCCACACAUUGGGUUACGGAGCAAGCCCCUGAGCCUCGUGAUGUUUAUUGGCCUUUCUUUUCCACAACAUUCAUGGAAAGAUGGAUUUCUAAACUGAUGGUUAUACUUGCUUGCAUUGUUCUCACAGUUUUAUUCCUCAUUCCUGUUGUGUUCGUGCAAGGGCUUACGAACUUGGAUCAGUUGGAAAUUUGGUUUCCCUUCCUUACAAGCAUUGCAUCAGUAAAAAUCAUAAGUCAGGUAAUUACGGGGUACCUUCCCAGCCUCAUUCUUCUGUUGUUUCUGAAAGUGGUGCCUCCUAUCAUGUGGUACUUGUCCUCCAUUCAAGGACACAUCUCUAAUAGCCAGAUUGAAAGGAGUGCAUGUGACAAAGUACUUUGGUUUACUAUAUGGAAUAUCUUUUUUGGGAACGUGCUUUCAGGGUCAGUUCUCACUCAAAUAUCCAUCUUGCUCGAGCCCAAAAGUAUUCCUGCAAAGCUAGCUCUUACCGUUCCAGCACAGGCGUCCUUUUUUAUUGCUUAUGUUGUCACAUCAGGAUGGACAAGUGUUUCAACAGAACUCUUCCGAAUAAUCCCUUUUUUUGGAAGUCUGAUAACAAAACCAUGCAAAAGUCCAGAUGAUGAAUUUGAAGUUCCGCCUUUUCCUUACUACAGGGACAUUCCAAGGCUUCUUUUCUUUGGACUUCUUGGCAUAACGUAUUUCUUCCUGGCCCCUCUAAUACUACCCUUUCUCUUGAUCUACUUCUGUCUUACGUACAUCAUUUAUCGUAACCAGUUCAUUAACGUAUAUGAACCCAAGUAUGAAACAGCUGGGAAGCAUUGGCCUUUAGUCCACAAUUCAAUGAUCUUUUCCCUGGUACUGAUGCAUGCUAUUGCAAUUGGAAUCUUUACACUGAAGAAGCUUCCUGAGGCAACAACCUUUAUUGUUCCUCUUCCGAUCCUCACGCUUCUCUUUAAUGAAUAUUGCCGAAAACGCUUUCUACCCAAUUUCACUGCCUAUUCUGCAGAGUGCCUGGUAAAGAAGGACAGAGAAGACCACGAUGAUGAUGCAAUGGCCGAAUUUUUUGAGAAGAUGGCAACUGCGUACCAGGAUCCAGCUCUGUUGCCAGUCCAGUUCUCCGUAAACCAUGACAGCCAUAGCGCUCCCCUACUAUCUUCUCCUGACGGUUGAGGCGGAGAGAUCCGGACGUCAGUAUCACAUCGAGCUCACUUUUAUAGUGGCUGUGUUUUAUAGCGUUCAUAUUUGAUGCUUGAUUUUUUCCAUGCAUCCAUAUAGAACAAUUUUGUUUAAUGAAAGUAGGCUUCUUUGUAUUUGUUACCGCACCUGUACAUGAUCAUGCACAUCAUUCAUAAGCUGUGUUUGUUCAUUUUUGACAUCCCCCUGUUGGCUGUGAGUAUCCCACCUGCUGAUGUGCGUAGUGUAACCGUGGGCUAUAAGGUUUUUGGUUAUCUGCAUUAACCGUCAACUGUUUGUUAUGGACAUUAAAUAGUUUCCAUUUGUUU
Messenger RNA from Rhododendron vialii, 3178 nucleotides. RefSeq names its product CSC1-like protein HYP1. NCBI's taxonomy places the organism in Eukaryota, Viridiplantae, Streptophyta, Magnoliopsida, Ericales, Ericaceae. The record is from RefSeq and is a predicted model, not a curated record. Gene Ontology annotation, molecular function: calcium-activated cation channel activity. Bases 699 to 2846 code for a protein of 715 amino acids. The transcript is spliced from 11 exons. Gene Ontology annotation, cellular component: plasma membrane.